CACUGGCCAACAUCGCACAUCUGUACCCACGUCUUCAAGAGUUUUGGAGUUGUAUUUUCCUCCUCGCACGAAGAGCUGCAGAACUACCUUAACCAUCGCCUCUUCGCGUCAGAUCUUGGCUUCUUCAAAGGAUUUCUACAUGCUACGAACCGUGAUGAUGACCUUUCACCAGGUCGAGCAGAUUGCGUCGUGGGUUGUCAGAAAAUACAUCCGAUUCCUUUUACUUGGAGCAGUGUCGGCGUGUGCUAUGCUGAACUUGGCGCUGCACGCAGGCGCUGGCCUGCAGUACUACUGCGAGGGAGAAUGUCUACUGAACUCCCUCAAAGCCCCAGUGGCCUCUCUAGACAAGAGCGCCAUCAUGCACAUCAGAAAUCACUGGACAGAUCCGCCAGCGCCCAAAGGCUCCUACAAGGCUGACUUUCCUUUAGAAAAUCCUCCUUGGCUCACUUUGGGGAACUGGGGAGACGCUUACAAAUUCAUCAACAGUUAUUUCAAAAAAUAUGAGAAACCAGGGACAUUCAUGGAAAUUGGCGCCCAAGAUGGCGAGUUCAUGUCACUGACGCUGUUCUUGGAAAAGGAACUUGGGUUCCAGGGCCUCCUCGUAGAACCCAAUCCUCUCGACUACCGAAAGCUGAGGGAGGCCAAGAGAUCGUCGUUCUCCAUCAACGCCUGUGCCACACCUGAAGCAGGCCACAAGAAGGACCUUCUUUGGCUGAGGGAUACGCCAGACAACCUGCCGCCUCUCUUGCACAGAAUCCAGGAGGGCAGUAACAGGCUAUUGCAGUAUGUCUCCACAGAGGACCGCGAACUGGGGCAGACGGUGGAGGUGCAGUGUUUCAACGCAGGGGCGAUGGCAGUUGCGGCCCUCAACACCUUAACUAUUGAUCUCCUCACCAUCUCGACGCAUGGAGGUGAACUUGACAUACUGAUGUCCAUCCCUCUCAGGGUCAGAUUCAGGAUGAUCGUCUUGCUGGUCCCUCUGGCCACAGAGGAAGAGUGGAGUGAGGUCAAGAAACUCGCUGAUUCCAGAGGCCUUGUGUCCGUGUUUGACAAAUACAACGUCCACAUUCUCAUUCCCAAAUCCGAGGUCAAAGUUGUGUAACUGUUGCAAGAUAAUCCUAAUAGUUCUGGGAAAAACACACAUGUUAAGCCGAACCAUUACAACCAUGUUCAGAAUUAAAUAAUGUAAAAAUGAGCAAAUCGCAGGCUGAAUCCAGUGUGAUUUUGUGAUGCAGUGUUCCGUUUCCUAAUAUAUUUAGAUAAUCUGAAACCCAGGAAAUUCGAAAGAAAAUGAAGAGAUAUUCCUUCUCAAAUUGGGUACGAACUCGAGCUGGUUAGUAUUUUAAAACCAGAAGAGGAAGAUGCGAGCUCAUUGUGGUUUAAUAAUCCAUACAGCUGGAGAAUGUUAUCAAUAGGUAAUUUCACGCUAUAGGCUAGCCGGCCCCGCCCCCACUCCCCAGAAAAAGGUCAACAUUACAUCAUGUUGAAGAUGGGUUGUUGCCAGGUCUAGUAACAUUGAAUAAAUUUCUAUCUUCCUUUUGAUUUAGAAGGUUGGUACUGACCAUCAGGCUUAUGACCAGGAUGAAUUCGAACCCCACCAGAGAGGGAGAAUUUCUUCAUUUACUUCCUUUCUGAUUUCAAGGCUUUCGGAGUAAAAGCGUAUUUAGACAUAUUGGGGACCAGAGAUGUUAAGAGGGCAUUAUGAAUAUUACAAAUGCACGCAC
This is a messenger RNA of Macrobrachium nipponense, 1724 nucleotides long. RefSeq lists its product as uncharacterized. The record is from RefSeq and is a predicted model, not a curated record. Bases 140 to 1102 code for a protein of 320 amino acids. NCBI's taxonomy places the organism in Eukaryota, Metazoa, Arthropoda, Malacostraca, Decapoda, Palaemonidae. The transcript is spliced from 7 exons.